AUGCUCUCGCUCCCGACCCGCACCGCCUCGCGUGCGCUGCGCCGCUCGCGCCCUGCCGCCCGCCCCACCGCAAUCGGCGCCUCGUCGCCUCGCCCGCUCUCGUCGACGGCAUGCCUCUCGGCCCUCGCCGACCUCGAGGCCAUGUCGGCGCUCAAGCCCUGGAAGGGCACGCAGACCGCCGGCGGCGACACGACCCACUACCUCGGCGGCGAGUGGACCGCGGGCGACUCGUCCCACUUCAUCCCGGUCAACGACCCGUCGUCUCAAAGGGUCCUGACGCGCGUCCCGGAGGCGACGCCCGCCGUGCUCAAGCUCGCCGUCGACCGUGCCGAGGCGGCGUUCGACGAAUGGAAGGACUCGAGCGUGCUCAAGCGCCAGGCCGUCAUGCUCAAAUUCCAGUCGCUCAUCCGCGAGAACCACGACGAGCUUGCGAGGUCAAUCGUGCUCGAGCAGGGCAAGACGUUCGCCGACGCCAAGGGCGACGUCCUGCGCGGUCUGCAGGUGGUCGAGGCCAUGUGCGGCGUGCCCUCGCUCCUCCUCGGCGACAAGCUCGAGGUGUCGAAGGACAUGGACACGACGACGCGCCGCCUCCCUCUUGGCGUCGUCGCCGCCGUGUGCCCGUUCAACUUCCCCGCCAUGAUCCCGCUGUGGGCCAUGGCCAUGGCGACCGCGACGGGCAACUCGCUCAUCCUCAAGCCCUCGGAGCGCGACCCGGGUGCGACCAUGAUCCUCGCCGAGCUCAUGGAGCAGGCCGGCCUCCCCAAGGGCGUCCUCAACGUCGUUCACGGCACGAUCGCGCCCGUCAAGUUCAUCUGCGAGGAGCCGCGCAUCAAGGCCAUCUCGUUCGUCGGCGGUGACCGCGCGGGCCAGUACAUCUACGAGACGGGCAGCAAGAAUGGCAAGCGCGUCCAGGCCAACCUCGGCGCCAAGAACCACUGCAUCCUCAUGCCCGACGCCAACCGCAACUUUGCGCUCAACUCGAUCGUCGGCGCCGCGUUCGGCGCCGCCGGGCAGCGCUGCAUGGCGCUCUCGACGCUCGUCGCCGUCGGCGACUCGCAGGAGUGGAUCGACGAGCUUGUCAAGCGCGCACAGGGGCUCAAGGUCGGCAACGGGUUCGACCCCGACACCGAGGUUGGCCCGCUCAUCACGCCGGCCGCCAAGGAGCGCGUCGAGAAGCUCAUCCAGACGUGCACGGAUCAGGGCGGCAAGGUCCUGCUCGACGGGCGCGGCGUCAAGGUCGACGGGUACCCGAACGGCAACUUUGUCGGCCCCACGAUCCUCGAGGCGACGACCGACAUGGACUGCUACACCCAGGAGAUUUUCGGCCCGGUCCUGACGAUCGUCAAGGCGGCGACGCUCGACGACGCCAUCAAGGUCAUCAACUCGAACCAGUACGGCAACGGCGCGAGCAUGUUCACGCAGAGCGGCGCGACGGCGCGCAAGUUCGAGAAGGAGGUCGAGGCGGGUCAGGUCGGCAUCAACGUCCCGAUCCCUGUCCCCCUGCCCAUGUUCUCGUGGUCGGGCAACAAGGGCUCGGUCCUCGGCGGCGCGUCGCUGUACGGUCCUCGCGGUCUCGACUUCUGGACGCAGCUCAAGACGACGACCUCGUACUGGAGCUCGCAGGACGCGCUCAGCGCAAAGGCGACGACGUCGAUGCCGACGCUCAACUAG
This is a messenger RNA of Rhodotorula graminis WP1, 1671 nucleotides long. RefSeq lists its product as uncharacterized. Lineage: Eukaryota; Fungi; Basidiomycota; Microbotryomycetes; Sporidiobolales; Sporidiobolaceae. Bases 1 to 1671 code for a protein of 556 amino acids. Gene Ontology annotation, biological process: L-valine catabolic process; thymine catabolic process. The transcript is spliced from 12 exons. Gene Ontology annotation, molecular function: methylmalonate-semialdehyde dehydrogenase (acylating, NAD+) activity; malonate-semialdehyde dehydrogenase (acetylating, [NAD(P)+]) activity. The record is from RefSeq and is a predicted model, not a curated record. Gene Ontology annotation, cellular component: mitochondrion.